Fonsecaea erecta is the source of this 1287-nucleotide messenger RNA. RefSeq lists its product as hypothetical. Bases 1 to 1287 code for a protein of 428 amino acids. The transcript has a single exon. Lineage: Eukaryota; Fungi; Ascomycota; Eurotiomycetes; Chaetothyriales; Herpotrichiellaceae. The record is from RefSeq and is a predicted model, not a curated record.
AUGGCCGCAGCGACUCAGCGGUGCACGAACCCCGAAGAAUGCGACCCGAAGCGUUUCCCCUACGUCAUGCAUACAAGCACCACAAGCACCACAAGCACUGGGAAACAAAGACACCGCAGCUUGAAUCCAAACCACAGUCACAGUCGAAACCUCAGCCAUAGCUACCAAGGCGCUCCUCGUCAAUGGCAAGAGUCAAUCCCACGACCUGCGACAGCUAAUCCUACCCUCGAUCACAGUCAUGAUCCUGCGCAUGCUCCCCGUCCUACUCGCUCAAGAAGCCGUCUGCAAAAGCGCCCUUCGCAGCACAUGUUGAAGAAAUCUGCCAGUGUGUCCGCAAUGUCACAAACCGCUCCUCCACCUCCUUCCCGAAGACCAUCGCUGGAUCCAAGAGACGCUACAGCCUUGCCCCGGCUGCCGGACCAUGCUGUCCCUCAGCGAUCGUCCUCCCUCCGGAAGAAAUCUCUCGGGGCCAUUGAUCGUCCCAAAUCGAAGAGAGGCCCCUCAGACGAGCCAAAGUCUACUGUCUCGACGACCCAUGCGCCCCUUUCUCUGAGACCCAAAUCACCACCGACAGAGCAAAGCUCCAAGGCGGACUCUGACAGCGAGAAGUCUUCUGCAGCUGGCUCUCCAGGCUCUCCAGGCUGUCCCAAUCCUAUCAGGACGGCACGCUACCAACCUCUUGCCCCGAACGACCCCUCUCCACUCAAUCCCCUCUACCACAUCCCAAGCUCAUAUUUCUCCCCUGUACAAUCCCCCGACACACCGCGCCCGGCAACCUCUCCCAACCUCAAUCCCGCCACAGAGAAGAACGAGAAUGCCGUCGUGCUCCCACCCGGGUUCAAGCCGGGGAAAAGCGAGCAUACUGAGGUCGAAGAGAUUGUGCGACCCGCGGUAACACAUGAGGUCGUCAAGAGGAAUACAAAGGAGAUCGUGCAAGAAGAAAUCACGCGAGAAAUCCACGUUCAUCACUACUACACCUAUACGCAGCCCAUCAAAGCGGUCGAAGUGCUGCCCGCACGACACUUCCUGGUCGACGCCGAUACGGGUGAGAAAGUCGAGAUUCCAGCACCUGAGGGGUGGGUCAUGCCCAGCAAUCUACAGCCCUACAAGCCAGAUCUGAGCGGCAUCAGCCCGGUGACACGGCAUUAUGUGGUCGACGAGGAGCAUCCCACCGGUGUCACAGAACCGGCCCCGGUGAACGUCAAGAAGAAACCAUCACAUCAAGAUCUGAAGCCGACCAGAAAACCCAGCACCGGCAACUGGACACCCUUUCCGAAAGUGAGAUGA